Oikopleura dioica is the source of this 1257-nucleotide messenger RNA. NCBI's taxonomy places the organism in Eukaryota, Metazoa, Chordata, Appendicularia, Copelata, Oikopleuridae. The record is from the annotation of a GenBank genome assembly.
AUGAAGAAAUCGAUUAGAGAAGCCAUCGUAAGGGAGAUAGGAAACAGAGCUCUCGAUCCGUCGCCAUUAUGUCUACUAGCGAUGGGAGUGAGCAGCAAACUCGCAAAAUCUGGAAUUGACUUUCCUCGCGCAGUCACGAAGAAGUUCGACGCAGAUUUCAAAAAAACUUUGAACUCAAUAAACAAUCCUCUUCGAAUACGCGAUUUCACAUUAAACUUUAUUGACUACGCGGAAGCUGUCUCCGCGGACGAGCUGGAGAAGCUCAUUGCUACACUUCCGGAUGAUCUUGCUGAGUCUGUGCGACAAGAACUGGGCUCGAGCAAUUCUGAUGCUUUAUUAGACGUUAGCGGUUUCAGUGAGUUUGAAGAAAUGAUGGAUGCGAUUUUGAUGCGCUCGGCACGAACAAGAGAUUCGGACAUAAAAAUUGUGAUGGAACAUCUUAUCAAAACAUCAAAUCAUGCUGUUGGUGUGAGAUUCUUGGAGGCACUUCAGACGGACUCAAAGUUGCUCGGACAGUUUGAUUACUUUAAUCACAUUCAUCUCGAGUUCGCGUAUUUUCUCUACACCUCGGAUAGCUACUUGGACAUCGUUGGCCACGAAUGGGAAAAGAACCUUUUCAAGAAUGCUAAGAAAUAUGAUAUUAGGUUUAUGAUGAUUUCACCAAUUUUACUGGAAAAACGAUUCGAAUCUUGGGGAACCUACUUCCAUAAAAGUGUUGGCCGUUCGUUUUCGAUUUAUUCUUGGAACAUCAAAAACAACCCAGACGACGAUUUCAUCAUUCUCAGGUCAAUGUGCGACUGGCAGUCGUUGUACAAACUUUGUGAAAUGAAAAACUGCCCGACAAUGUGGCGAAAAUUUCUCGACAAGGCUGCGAAUCAUCACUGCGAUUACGAAUAUUUUGUUCGCUCGUUUAUUGAGUUCGAUAACUUGAAAGGACUCAAACGAGUGCUUUAUUAUUUCAACUGGAAGGAUUUUUCACUGCAUGCAAGAUUGGAAUACAGGAUGAUUCAUGUAGUGAGGGAAAUUGUUCAAUCAAGGCGAGUUGAUUUCAUUGAAAUGCUGGUCGAAUACUUUGACGAAAAGGUGCCAAAAUACGGAUGCAAGGAGCUUCAAAAUUUACAUCCAGUCUUGAUCGAACUCGAAUUGAUGCAUUUGUUUGACAAGAUUCAGCCGCACUUGGAUGCGCACUGGGAGUACAAAAAUAAAACUCUGAAGAAAGGAAUACAGAGAGUAGAAGAGCAACUAAACAUCGUGUAA